Molecule: messenger RNA, 2059 nt
Organism: Saccostrea echinata
Lineage: Eukaryota; Metazoa; Mollusca; Bivalvia; Ostreida; Ostreidae
Product: peptidyl-glycine alpha-amidating monooxygenase B-like
Exons: 10
Coding region: 65-1189 (374 amino acids)
Biological process (GO): peptide metabolic process
Cellular component (GO): membrane; extracellular region
Molecular function (GO): catalytic activity; protein binding
Source: RefSeq, a predicted model, not a curated record
AGAAGCUAAAUGACAAUGUGAUCUGAGCGCUGACGUAUAUAUAUAUUAGACGAUAAGAACAGUCAUGGCCGCGGCCAUUGUAGGAUAUUUGGCUGUGGCCAAUAUUUUGGUUUUAACUGCUUAUGGACGAGCUACAAAAUAUGGACAAAUCGCUCUCGCUGAUCUGCCAAGAUUAUUUGAUGAUGGUGCUUUGUUUGAUGAGAUCUACGAUCAAAGAAGUGUAUUUCCAGCACCGGAAAUGGUCCCUCAUUGGCCCGGACAUGACGUCAAAGUGGGCCAAGUAGGUGGCAUAGCAGUUGAUAGUAACAACGAAGUAUUAGUUUUCCACAGAGGAAGCAGACAGUGGGAUUACAAUUCUUUCGACCAAAACAACAGAUUUAUCGACCCUGAUGGACGUGGACCAAUUAAAGAGAAUACUUUAGUCAGGGUGGACCCAGUCACAGGACAUGGUAUUGAGAGUUUUGGCGCCGGAAAAUUUUAUAUGCCCCAUGGACUGACUAUUGAUAAAGAGGGAAAUAUCUGGGUCACGGAUGUUGGAUUACACCAGGUCAUGAAAAUUCCGAAAGGUUCCCAGGAACCAAAUUUAACUCUGGGUGUUCGUCUUACACCUGGAAAUGACGACACACAUUUCUGUAAGCCUACCGAUGUUGCCGUUGCCUCUAACGGCGACUUCUUCGUUUCAGAUGGAUAUUGCAACGGUCGAGUAAUGAAGUUCAAUAAAGAGGGGAAGUUGUUGCAUCAGUGGGGUAGAAUGUUUGAAGGACCAGUAAAUUCGGCUGGGAACGAAGAUUUCUUUAUUCCACACAGUGUGACCCUUAUCGAGUCACGUGACACGAUCUGUGUGGCUGACAGAGAACAUGGGAGGAUUCAGUGUUUCUGUGCUGGUCUGAAGAAUGCCAAUGAGACGGGUCAGUUUGUAUCCAGUAUAAACCACCGAGAAUUCGGAAAAGUGUUCGCUAUUUCCUAUGAUCCAAACUUGGAUGUGAUCUAUGCUGUAAAUGGCCAAACUUACUUCGUCUCCGAGGUGGUCGGUUUCACUUUAGAACUCUCAGGAAACAUUGUUGAAAAAUGGUCUCCUUCAGGAAUGGGCUUUCAGAUGCCCCAUGACGUAGCUGUCUCCCCCGAUGGUUCCAGUAUCUACGUAGGUGAGGUCACUCCUGACAGAGUCACAAAGUUCAGAAGAUCCUGAUUCCAAAAAUAUGUUGUCUGUUUGAAAGAAACAUGUUUACUUCUCAAUGUUUAGUGUUGUUUUGUCAACCUUCACACCAUCAAAAAUAGGCAUAAAAUCGACAUGAAUUUGAGAAAUCAUCCAUCAAAAUCUACCAACUAAACAACACAAUUUCCUUGUAUGAAUUUUUUGUAUCUUUAAUAUCAAAAACUUUAGAGAAACAAAGGUGUACAUUCCAUUUACCUUCCUUGAACCAAAGGAAGAAAAUUAAAGACUUAGUGCUCUGGCACUCAAUGCUCUUUCACGAAACUUGCGUUUUGCGGUAAACAUUGAGACUCGACCUGAUGUACGUUUCAAGCACCAUAUCAUUCAUAGUUGUUAUAUUCAUAAACCAUGAUUGUUUAUUUCACUGUUACAUGUAAUUCUGAAUAUUACUGCCCACCAUUUCUACAUGAAACAGCAGCAUUUGCUUUUCCGUACCGAUUUUGACCGUUUCCUCCAGGGUUUAAUGAGGGUAAGAAAAGUCUGAUUUCGCGUAUAAGGAAUAUUUCUAUGAAUUGUAAAUGUAUUAUUUGUGUUUGUGAUAUCAAUAAGUAAAACGUUUAACUAUCAAGCGGCUUUUCCUACUUAAAUUGUGAUUUUGCAGAGUGAACGUUUUGUCAAUUUGAAUUAUUAUUGUGGUGUGUUUUUAAAUAUAGGAGUUCAGAAAUUUUCACGUAUAACUCUCUCGUGGAAUUGUAUUGUUUUUUAUUCAAAACUGUGGAACUGAUUUUCCUCAGGAACUGUUUUAUUUGCCUUCUGUAGAUGUAUAAUUGAAAAAUCUGCUUAAGGACUUUCAAAAUCUAGUCAUUGAUUUUUGUUUGAAAUAAAGGUCGUCGUUUUGUUGCAUAC